Molecule: messenger RNA, 627 nt
Organism: Melampsora larici-populina 98AG31
Lineage: Eukaryota; Fungi; Basidiomycota; Pucciniomycetes; Pucciniales; Melampsoraceae
Exons: 5
Coding region: 1-627 (208 amino acids)
Source: RefSeq, a predicted model, not a curated record
AUGUCUUCAACUUCUUCAAAUCAAUUCAACUACUUCCAAAUCGAAUUACCUUGGCCAAUCAGUUAUGUUCCAGGGAUUUGUAGAGUGCUGGCAUUAAUUUAUAUUCUUCCUCCGAUCUUGUUGUUUACUUUUGAUGUUGGUAGUUAUUUACUUUUUAAAAUCUUCUUGAAACCAUUUGGUAAUUAUCCAAUGCAUGUUUAUUUCAAACAAUCUCCAAGGGAAUGGUUUGAACGUACCACAAGUUCAUCAAAAGAGCCUGCAUCUACCACUACUUCAAAUUCAAGUUCACCUAAACUUUCUUCUAAAAAUUUAAUCUCACCUAAUCAAGGGAUCCGUAAAAGAUCAUCUAAAGUUUCUAAUAAAUCAUCAUCUUCUUCCACAAAAGAAGAUCGAGAUCAAUUACAUGUUGAAGGUGUUGGAUUUGAAGGUCCAAUGUUAGAUUUCAAAAGUCCUACUGCUUCUGAUUAUGAUGAUGAUGAUGAUUCAAAUGAAAAUUCCUCAAUGCUUAACAUUUCAUAUCGUUACUUCUAUUAUAUGAUUUUCAUUCGAACAAGAUAUUUUCCAAUUGAUAAAGAAGAUAUCAACUUAAAAGUUCAAUUCUUCAAAAAAAAAAUUAUAAAUUCUUAA